Molecule: messenger RNA, 810 nt
Organism: Lolium perenne
Lineage: Eukaryota; Viridiplantae; Streptophyta; Magnoliopsida; Poales; Poaceae
Source: RefSeq, a predicted model, not a curated record
AUGGAUCCAACACUCAACCAGGAGUGGACAUCCUCUGAGGUAGAGGAGGCAAGGUCACUCAUUGCUAGGCUCGAAGGCAAAAAAUUCAUCUACAAUGAUAAUGAUGACGGGAACAAGAAGCACAACGACAUCGUGGAUGCUCUCCACGCAUUGUUCCCUUCAAAAACCAUGCAACAGGAUACGGGGAUCAUGGAGAUGGAGGGGGCACUGCCGAUGGUAGAGGAUAACAUGAUGGAGGUGUUAGAGAAUAAUAUUGUCGAUGAUGAACUAGUUGCUGCCCCACAUCCAGGGAGAUUUUGGACCACGGACGAACACAGGUCGUUUCUUCGUGGGCUGCGUGUCUAUGGUCGCGGUGACUGGAAAAACAUAUCCAGGUACUUCGUCACCACAAAGACUGCAAUCCAAGUGUCCAGCCAUGCACAAAAGUACUUCAAGAGGCUAGAGAAGAGAGCAUUGUCCGGGAGGGCCGGGAGGCAGCGUUUCAGCAUCAAUGACGUUGGGCUCCACGACGACGACCCAUGGGCAGCAGAGAACAGUUCUGCCUCCAGGCAAGCGCUUGCUUUCACCGGUCUAAACAAUGACCCAAGCUUUGGAUCGGGGGCUCCGGCGAGCUCAGUCAUGAUGAACAGCCUCACUCAGUUCUUGCCACCUAUCAUAUAUAACCAACAAGUGGGUCAACAGCCCGUGUGGAGUGAGCAGCAGAUGAUGGGUUCUUCUGCAGCUCUAAUAGAUGGGACACGGAACUUUCUGCCUGCCUAUCAACAAGGAUCGGCUUACCUCUCUCCUGGGCAACGCAUGAACAUGAUGUAG